Messenger RNA from Brachypodium distachyon (stiff brome), 1238 nucleotides. Its product is annotated as cysteine-rich receptor-like protein kinase 6. Lineage: Eukaryota; Viridiplantae; Streptophyta; Magnoliopsida; Poales; Poaceae. The transcript is spliced from 2 exons. The coding region runs from base 4 to 771 and encodes 255 amino acids. The record is from RefSeq and is a predicted model, not a curated record.
CAGAUGGAAUCUCCAACAUCAUGCCACCAGAUAAUCACAUGGUCACAUUGUCAACGAUCAAGUUCAAAGAAAGUUGUUGCAGGGAGUUUCAUAUACGUGCUAAUGUGCAGCAGCCAGCAGGCACAUGGCACACCGUAUUCAACCAAAAUUCAUUUCUUUGAUUCUUUCUCCGCCAUGCCUCAAGCCACAGUCCUACUCGUCCUCGCCGUGUUCGCGCCGCUGGCCUGCACGGCCGAGGAAACCAACCACAGCAUGCCCAGCCGCCACUUCUGCGGGACGCAAAGCCGCUACGCUCCCGACGGCACCUACGAGGCCAAGCUACGGUUGCUUGCGGCUAAGCUCGCCGCCGAGCUUGUAAAUGCAUCCUCAGAACUAUGCCCCUGCCCCACUUCCGCCCAUGCCAAUGCCGAUCAAGUCGCCGCGUACGCCUACUGCCGCCGGCGUCCGGACGUCGCCAAUGCGUCGGACACCUGCGUCGCCUGCAUCGCCUUGGCCUUCCUGGACGCGCGGCGGCUGUGCCCGUACCACAGGGAAGCCAUGGUACAGCGUGGCGAAUGCCAAAUCGCCUUCCAUGAUGCGCAACUCAGGGAGCAGGAAGAUAUGGUGGAUAACAACAGACAUAUGUCAUUUUGGAAAUCAUUUUGGAUGUAUAAUGGUUCAGUCCAAGCUGUCAUUUUGAUGCUACAGUUCCAAGUCAUUGGGUUCGCUUGUCUUCUGUUCUUGCUGAUCCAGGAAUGGCGUGGCAAGAAGACGCUGCGCGAUGUAAUUUAGUGGUAAACAAAUACUCUGUCCGCUUUUAAAUAAAGAGAAAAGUACUUUUUUCGUCCCUCAACUUGUCGGAAAAUUCAUUUCUGGUCUCUCAAAAACAAUUCAUACUUUUUUCAUCUCUCAACUUUCAAAACCGGACACUUCUAGUCCUUAAGGCUAUUUGAAGCGGUUUGUCUAGCCACGUGUCCGGUUUGCAUUUAAUCCCGUGACCGUCGAGGCUGUUGAAAUUGGUCGUCGUCGUGCUCUGGAUCUCGUCCAAGCACUGGUUGUACUUCUCCUCCACCUGCAUCAUCCAUAUCUUGAUUGGAAAAAAAAUAAGUGAAAAACUAUGCAAAAAGCAGACACGUGGCUAGAAAAACCACUCUGGAUGGACCAAGGGACUAAAAGUGUCCGGUUUUAAAAAUUGAGGGACGAAAAAAGUACUUUUGUCUUAAAUAAAGGAUGUUCUAACUCAAACUUCUUAAAGUUUG